AUGAUUUUCUUGGGAGAAGGGAAUGCACUUCCCCCACCCGCCCGGGGCGUGGUGUGCGACUUGGAGGUCGGGAACGCAAAACCCAUUUCUAUGCGGUCCCGGAGGAUCCCUCCGAUGGGACCUGUGCUGUCCCGGAGUUCGUACAUUGACGACAUUAUCUACGGAGCUCCGUCCUGGGAUGACCUGUGCAAAACACUGAAUGCCAUCCUGUACCGACUGCGGUACUGGAACAUUUCGCUCGGACGGAAUCCGGACGUCCCCGAAGCUAACGGAAAGGUCCUCAACUUGCCGUUCUCGAAGACCCAGAAAGGAAUACAGUCCUUCCUCGGGAGCCUCAAUUACUAUGCCAAGUUCAUCGAGGACCUACCCGUACUCGCGGCCACUCUCUACGAAGCAUCGGACGAGCAACUCCGUUCCGGACGAGAUUUGGAGAAGCCCAAGCAUGCGUUCAAGAUACUCAAGGACCGGCUAGUGUCGACGCCACUGCUCCAGCACCCCGACCCCGGGAGACAGUAUGUAAUAAUACUGCAUGCCAACCCCUGGGUCAUCAGCGCGGUUUUGGGGCAAGACUACGACAGCACUAUAUUACUCGUAUGA
Molecule: messenger RNA, 597 nt
Organism: Phytophthora megakarya
Lineage: Eukaryota; Oomycota; Peronosporomycetes; Peronosporales; Peronosporaceae
Source: the annotation of a GenBank genome assembly